Vespa crabro (European hornet) is the source of this 4198-nucleotide messenger RNA. RefSeq names its product trichohyalin-like. The record is from RefSeq and is a predicted model, not a curated record. Lineage: Eukaryota; Metazoa; Arthropoda; Insecta; Hymenoptera; Vespidae. The transcript has a single exon. Bases 2427 to 3800 code for a protein of 457 amino acids.
UUGAGAUGGGUUGGGGGAGGAGGAGGGGUAGAGAGGGGGGGGGGUUAGAAGGAGUAGGAGGAGAUAAAGGUGGUAAAGGUGGUAGAGGAGCUAGAGGAGGAGAUUUAACGUCGCCUCGAGUUGAAAUGACAAAAAAAGUCGGCGUGAUUCAUCGAAGGAGCCCACGUACGGUCGGUGAACGUUAGCGAACGAAAAUCGAGUGUUAAGAUGCGUCUCUUAAGGAGUUAAAGGAAGAUCCUUAAAAAAAAGGCGCGUGAGUAAAGCAGCCGCCGGUAUGACCCUUUCAUCGUGGCCGCUUCGCUUAUUAUGGAUUUCGCGGGCCCCGGUAGCACCUUUUGUGAACUCAUCGUUGGUCCGACGUGGUGUCGAUAAAAAAUUUAAAUAAAAUCGAUGAUGGUCCGCUCGCUCGUUUGCUCGCACGUACGUACGCAUGCAGGCAAGCAUGCGAGCAAGCAAGUAUGCAAGCAUGUAUGCAAGCAUGCAAGCAUGCAAGCAUGCAAGCAUGGACGCACGCAUACGCCUCCAAGCUUUUAUACUGCAGCAUAUACUCCAUGUGUAAUAUUAUAACGUGAAAAUUAAACGCGUGCUCGCGAUGUUUAUCGUUUCACUCUCUCUCUCUCUCUCUCUCUCUCUCUCUCUCUCUCUCUCUCUCUCUCUCUCUCUCUCUCUCUCUCUAUUUAUCUCUAUCUCUUUCUACAUGCCCUUAAAAUAUAUAUACUCUGUAUUUACAGUGUGACCAUGUGUAUGUACGUACGUAUGAGUUAAAUAAACGUACGGGUGUGUCCACAUAGUUUCAUCAUCGUAGCCAUAACGAAGUUUAUACCGGUACACGUUGCAUCGAUUAUGAACCAGCGAGAUCGGUAAAAACGAGAACGUUUCCGCUUUUCGUGUGAUACGUAUUUGAUAAUUUAAUAGGAAACGAACGGUGGCGGCGGCGAUGGCGGAGUCCGGAUUCAUGGUGGAGGGGAGGGGAGUACGCGGGGAUGACUAGCGUAGGACAAUGGUCACGAUUUCAACGUAAACUCGUUGGAACUCGUAUUAUCGAGACGAGUGUGAGGGAAUCUUCCUGUCUUUCUCUCUUUUUUUUUUUUUUUUUAUUUUGUUUUGUUUUGUUUUGUUUAUUUGUUUGUUUCGUUAUGUUUUAUUUUUUAAUUUCCUUCCUUCCUCUCCCUCUUCCUCCCUCCCUCCCCCCCCCCCCCUCUCUCUCUCUCUCUUUUCUCUCUCUCUUUUUUUUUUAUUGCCUUUCAUUUUCCACAACUGUUCGUUGCAAAACUUUCGGAAACGGCUCUAGUUUUUUCUAUUUUUUAUUUUUUUAUUCUUUUUUUAUAUAUAUAUAUAUAUUUUUUUUUGUUAUCUUUUUUUUUCGAUUGGAUUUCGUAAUAACGUUCCAAGUGAUUCAAUAAUCGUUCGGUUCAGUGAAUUUGACCGAAAUUUCGUUCUCCGCACGUGGUUUUCCUUUUUUGAAUACAUCUAUAUCUUGAUUACAUUAAUUUUACUGAAAUAAAAAAAAAAAAAAAAAAAAAAAAGAAAAAAAGCGAAACCGAAGGAGAACGAAACUCACUUUGCCUCUUCACCCCUCGAUAAAAAAGAAAAAAACAAAAAAAAAAAACGAAUAAAAAAGAAAGAAAGAAAAAUACGGCACUAUAAAAUAUCCUUUGAAUAUUGCGCGAGUAAUAAUAAUUGCACCAUUUGUCAUCCAGUUUCACGGUUUUAACGAUCGUAUUUACCAAGAGAUACAGAUACCCAUGGGAAUAAUCGAUAAUUCUUUUUCAUUAAUGCAUUUUGGAUCCAUUUUGGAAUAUUGUAAAGGUGAUUGCGAAAUUCCAACGUGCAUUUGUUUUCAAAGUACAAUUCCAGCGAAAGAGGGUGACAGAGAGGAAGAGGGAGAAGGAGAGAGAGAGAGAAAGAGAGAGAGAGAACUUCGAUUAUUAUCGUUUCAAUAUCGAAAUAUCGAAAAUAUCGAUUGGAUUAGCUAAUUAUUUGUAUACCCAAUGGUUUUAGUUGUUUUACCACCUGUGAAAUAACGCAAUCGCAAAAGUUUUCUCCGGUUGAUAGGGAAACAUUCGUGGUAGCGUUAAAAAAGGAAGGGAUUAAAACGAACACGUAGCUGGAAAAACAGAACGGUGGUUGAUUCCCUUUCUCUCAUCCUCUUGUUGGCAAAAGAGAGAUAAAUGAGAGAUUGAAUGAGAGAGAGAGAGAGAGAGAGAGAGAAACGAGGAAAAAAGAAAGGGAUGAAGAGAAACGCAAACGAGGAAUUUCGGGGGUGGGAAAGGGAGGUUGGGAGGGUGAGAGAGAGAGAGAGAGAGAGAAAGCGUUACAAGCGGGCCGUACACCGUCGAUGGACUCUUUAACACGUCGACGACUGUGCAAACAUUGAUAAUUACACCGGCAAUUAAUUCCGAUGCGGUUGAUUCGAAUUUACAGGAAUGGCGACAUACGAGGAAAGCGUGAACGUACGUAGAGAGAAGUUACGGGAUCUGAUAUCGAGAGAGCAGAGAGAGUUGACGCGGGAAAUUGUCGAGCAAGCUCAACACGGCGAGGAUACGAGGAUGGAGGAAAUGAAGGAGGAAACGGAACGACUGAGGAAGCAACAAGAGGAACACCGUUUGGCAUUGCUAGCAUCUAAACGAAUGCAACAGUACAUUGCACGUUGUCCUGAGGUGAGGAACGAAUUAACGAAGAGAAGCACGAAAGAGGUGAAGAUAUGUAACUUAGUUCAAAUGGCCGAGAACAAGGCAAAGAGAGAGCUCGAGGAUGAAUUGGAGAGGCUUUGGCACGAGUUGAUGUUAAGAGAGGUAAAGGCAAAAGAGGAUAGAGAGGUCGAGGAAGCGAAAAAGCGACUACAUCUGAAAAGGGAAUCUUUGAGGACUUUGGCCAAACAGUUGGCCGGUAAGUUGGCCUCGGAGGAAGAAGUAAAACGAGUUAAGAAAGAGGAAAGGGAAUAUCUCGAAGGAUUGUGGGAAAACGUUAGAAAAGAGGAGAGAAUGAAAUUGGAUGCGGAAAAGAAGAAGCGAGAAACAUUGAGAAUGGAAUUAGAGGAACAGGCGACGAGAGCUAAAAGAAUUUUGGUUGAACGUGCGAGAGAGGAGAUUAAAAUCGAUGAGGCCUUGAACGAUCUUGCGAAGGAAGAAUUGGAGAAAGAGAAGGCCGCCAUCAAGGAAACUUCGGCGGUAUUGCGUCGAGAACUUCUCGCUUACUUGAAGUAUCUCGAAGAGUUGCGCGAGGAGGAAGCCAGGAGGAAUUUAGAAGUGGACAGGAUAGUAGAAGAAUCGAUGAAGGACGCUCAGACGAGAAGAGAUCUUGCAGUUAAGAGAUUCAAGGAGAUGCGAGAACGAAAUCUACGCGAGGUCCUUCUUUGUAGGGAGGAACAAUUGAGGAGAAAGAGGGAGAUGGACGAGAGGAAUAAACGAUUGCUCGAGGAAGAGAAAAUCAUUAUGGAGAAAGAGAUCGAGACUAAUGCGAGAUUGUGCGCGAUUGCUAAAGAGGAAGAGAAAAGGAAGAUGAUAUCUUAUGGGAAGGAAUUGACGGAGCAAAGGAAAUACGUCGAGGUUAUGCGCGCUAGGGAACGCGAGGAGGACGAGAGGAUCUAUCAGGAAGGGCUUAAGAGGGAGAACGAAUAUCGAAAGUUAACCGAGGAGCUGUUGAACGCCUCGGAAAACGUCACGCCGCAUCCGUUCAAGUUACUCCUAAGAGAAUACGACGCUCGUCUCGCUGCCGAGAAACAAGGCCUCUGUUAUUGCCCUCCUCCUUUACCACCCAUCUUACCACCAAUGCAAACCACCGAACCAUCGACAAAGUAAUUUUUCUAAUGACUCUCAAAGCGUCCUCCCUCUUUUCCCUUUCGUGCUUUGCACUUUUACGAUGAUACUAUCGUUGUUUCCUUUCUCCACCCAACCACCUCUACUUCUCCCCCCUCCUCCCCCCCGCCACACACCGCCGCCGCCCUCUUUGCCAUUUGCCACGAUGCAACCAACGAAUUACGCGAUAAAGCGAUGUAAUUUUAGUCUUUUAUUACACCCCUGUCUCUCUUUGUCCCUUUCUUUCGACUCUCUAGGAGCAUUCUUUUAUACCGCGAAAGGAGUUCCUUCUAACGAGGGAUAAUACGUCUACCUGAUCGCGUCACUGGAAUUCCUAUUUUGCCAGACCAAUGGAAUUCCUCGUUCUCUCUUUACAUUUGUUUAUUUUUUCUCUUGUUUUU